AUGCCUCAUAUUUAGUAUCAUUAACCAAAUUAGUAAAGAACUGGAAGAGAAAGCACGCCUUUUGCUUAGGAAGGGUAUAAUAGCCCUCUGAAUUAUGGGACUAAUCUGAGUGAUCAAUCUUUUGAGAAUUUGGAAAGAGUUCGCAACAUAAGAUAACUGAGAUCAAGGUCAUCAUCAAUCAGAAAUUCAAUAAUAAAUGACAUAGAAGUAGACAAGGGAAUCGAUGAUAACUCAUCGGCUAUGAGAAUAUACUCCCUCAAGAUGAAAUAGAAGAAUUAGUAGGAAAAUGAUGAUUACAUAAUGUUCAUGUCUCUCCUAUCUCUUAUCAUAUUUGAACUAUUAGGUGUAUUGAAACUGAAAAAAAUAUUGGAUUGGUACUGGGUCUUCAUAAUUAUCCCUCUUGAGAUAUCAUUAUUCCUAAUUACUCUGAUCAUUCUGAGGCAUUCUAGACAUCUGCUGAAUAUUCACGUGAAAAAUAAGUAUUGGUACUAUGCUUUUAUGGCUUUAAAGAUAUUGACUCUUAAAACUCUCAUUGGCUUGUUUAGUCUAGCUGCUCUAGUUGAGUUAUUCCCUUUUAUUAUGAAGGAGGCAGAUAUUGCUGCAACAGUGACACUAGUUCUUGCUUUGAUUUGGCUUGGAGUUAUCCUAUUUUAUUAUCAAAAGAUAGAAAGUUACUCUCAAAGAUUGCCCAAUAUGCUCAUUCAAAAUAUGGUACUGCUGAUCGCAUUCUUUGUUAAUUUGACUGUGCACCUUAAUUAUGCAUAGGAUUUUUCCAACUAUCUUAUUAUGCUUUCUCCAUUGAUGGCUGAUUUCGUCCUGAAUAUUUUGACUAUAAACUUCUAUGGCAAAGGCAGAAAGCUUACAAAAUCUGAAGAUGCAGAGAUUUUAGUAAACAUGAUGCUUCUAAUAGGGUGUGGUUGGGCUUACGCUAUUCUUGAGGGAAUAUUUCCUUAAGUAUUUAACUUGGAGUAUAUGCUAGUUUACAUGAUCAUAAUAGAGAUAUACUUCUUUACUCUCGGCAUGGGACUCAACGAGAUAUUUUACGAUGAUGUAUGA
This is a messenger RNA of Stylonychia lemnae, 1056 nucleotides long. The record is from the annotation of a GenBank genome assembly. NCBI's taxonomy places the organism in Eukaryota, Ciliophora, Spirotrichea, Sporadotrichida, Oxytrichidae.